AUGGACCACGAUACCCCUAUCGCAGUUAUUGGCCUCUCGUACCGUGCACCCGGUAUUGGGAGGAAGGGUCUUUGGGAAUACCUAGAGCAGGCUAGAUCCGCGUGGACUAAGUUUCCAGCAGACAGGUUUGACCAACCUGCAUAUUAUAAACCCGGCGGUGAUAGAUCCGGAGUUUUUCGGGCCGAGGGAGCGCAUUUCCUCCCCGAAGACAUUUACGCCUUCGAUGCUGGCUUCUUCCACAUGAGAGCCGAAGAGGCUCGAACUUCAGAUCCACAACAUCGGUUAAUGCUGGAGUGCGCUUUGGAAGCUGCCGAGGAUGCCGGCAAGAGUCUACUUGAUCUUGCUGGAAAGAAGAUUGGUGUGUUCAUCGGAUCUGGACAGCAUGAGUACUCACAACGCCUGGGUGACGAUCACCACGCUGCCAACACAUUCUCCGCUACGGGCGUUGCACCAUGCAUGGUUUCAAACCGCAUCUCUUACUUUUUUGACAUUGACGGCCCGAGUGUCGCUUUGGACGCUGCGUGUGCAAGCAGUGUGUAUGCAGCGCACCAGGCAGUCUCGGCUUUGCGAAAUAAUGAAUGUAGCGCUGCGUUUGUUGGGGCAGCGGCUUUGUCUCUUGGCCCUGGUGGAUGGCUCGCGCUUGAAAAGACCGGGGCUUUGUCAGCACAUGGAAGAAGUUACUCGUAUGACGAGAAAGCCGCGGGUUUUGGCCGUGGUGAAGGCGCGGCAUGUCUGCUCAUCAAGCGCAUGGAGGAUGCUAUGAGAGACGGCGAUCCUAUUCAGGCCGUCAUUAGAAGUUCUGCCUGCAACCAUGGCGGACGCAGUGAAGGAAUUACAAUGCCGAACGGCUUGGCCCAUCGGAAGCUGCUGAAAACGGUACAUGAGAUGGCAGGGUUGGAUCCCUCUCAGACGCCUGUCGUGGAAGGUCACGGAACUGGCACUGCUGCUGGUGAUCCCAUCGAGGCUGGCGCAUUUGCAGCUGUGCUAGGCAAGGAUAGAACUUCCUCGAAUCCUAUUUACAUUGGAUCUGUGAAAUCCAAUUUUGGUCAUCUUGAGGGAGCCAGUGGUGUUCUCGGCAUGGUCAAAGCCAUCCUGAUGAUAAAGAACGGCGUGAUCUUGCCCACAGCAGGAUUCGAAAGCAUGAAUCCUAGAAUACAAGGAAAGGAUAAGCUGGUGGUGCCCGCGACUCCAGUGCCAUGGCCAGCGGGAGAGCCAAGACGAGUCCUGGUGACUAAUUUUGGCUUUGGAGGGAGCAAUUCAGCGAUCAUUCUGGAAGAGGCGACGGCUUUCUUGAAAGGAGAGUCCAAUGGCACAAGUGAUGCCGGCAGAACCAACGGUACAAACGGGACUAAUGGAAUUCAUGGUGCCAACGGUAAUUCUUCUGCCAACGGUACUAACGGGGUCGAUGGUUCCAAUGGUACUAACGGCGUUCAUGUUACCAAUGGCACCAAUGGCACCAACGGAGCAGCAAAUGGUGCAAAUGGUGCUCACCAUACCAAUGGCAUUAACGGUGCUAACGGUACCAAUGGUGUUGAUGGUGUCAAUGGUACCAACGGCGCCAACGGUAGCAAUGGUACUAAUGGUACUAAUGGUACCAAUGGUGUACAUCAUGGAACUGAGACUAACGGCAAAGAUGAGACUUCUCAUGAUCCGCGACUAUUCGUCUUCUCUGCUCGAACUGAGAAGAGUCUCACUUCCUACCUGUCCGACUUCGACGAAUACCUCGAAGAGGCUCCAGAAUCCGAGGAAUUCACCAACAACCUCAGCUACACGCUUGGACAGCGCCGCACUCAAUUUCCAUACCGUGUCUCUGCUGUCGCGGAGUCUGCAGAAGCUCUCCAAGAGAAACUGUCAAGUGCCAAACCAAUUCGCGCCAAGGAUCAGACCAUCGCAUUUGCUUUCACUGGACAAGGAGCACAAUAUGCUCAAAUGGCCACCGGGUUGCGCAAAUACAAGGUAUUUGCAGACGCCAUCGACAAAGCGGAGGAGCAUCUGCAGGCCAUGGGAGCAUCGUGGAGUUUGACUGAGGAGCUCAACAAGUCGCAGUCUGAGUCUCGCGUGGACGAAGCUGAGAUCAGCCAGCCGGCAUGUACUGCAGUUCAACUCGCUCUCGUAUUAUUGUUGGAAAGCUGGGGCAUCAAGCCGGAAACCGUGACAGGUCACUCGAGUGGUGAGAUAGCUGCCGCUUUCACAGCACGAUUCAUUACAUUCAAGUCUGCCAUUGCUAUUGCAUACUUCCGUGGACAGGCAGCUGCUAUCUUGUCUCGUGAGCAGAAACAGCGAGGCGCCAUGUUGGCUCUGGGUAUCGGCGCCGAAGAGGCAUCACAGCUCAUUGAGGAACAUGCCAACGGUCAUUACGCAACCGUUGCCGCGAUCAACAGCCCGAAGAGUGUGACAAUUUCGGGAGACCAACUCGCCAUUGAGCAUAUCCACAAGGAGGCGGAAGCAAAGGGUGUUUUUGCCCGGAAGCUCAAAGUUCAGAUGGCCUACCACUCACGUCACAUGGAAGCCGUAGCAGACUUCUAUCUUGAUGCCAUCAAGCCGUACUGUGGAGUUGAGAGCACACCCGGAAUUGAUGAGAAUGGUACUCGCCCCAGAUUCGUUUCGUCUGUUACGACGAACUUUCUGGAAGCAGAGGAUGUUGAUGCAAGCUACUGGGUCAAAAAUCUGGUCCGGCCGGUCAAGUUUGCAAACGCCAUCCAGGCUAUGGUUACGCCGCAGAAGAGUGCCAAGGCAAAUGCUAUUAGCUACACCGUCCCCACUGCCAUCUUGGAAAUUGGGCCGCAUGCUGCUCUGAAAACUCCAAUUAUGCAGACGGUAGAGCUGACUCGUGCGGAGCAAGGUCAAACAGGUGCCUUCACAUAUCUUGCCUCGCUGCUGCGUGGCUCGAGCAGUGUUGAUGCUGUGUUGGAACUUGCUGGCUCUCUAUUCAACCUAGGGGCUCCGAUACAACUAGGCCAAGUCAACCAAACAAACAUGCAAAAUGCCGAUGUGGUCACUGGCCUUCCAGCAUAUGCAUGGGACAAGUCUGUGAGCUACGAAGUCAGACCCCGUGCCACCCACCAGAAACUUUUCCCAGGAGAGACCUUUCACCCCCUCCUCGGAAGGAGGAUUGACACCGAUGGAGGGAAAACCCGUGUUUAUAGACAGGUCUUCACUCUCGAUGAAAUGCCCUGGAUUCGGGACCAUGUGGUAGCUGGUGCUGUCAUCUUCCCCAUGACCGGAUACAUGUCAUGCGCCAUUGAAGCCGCGAGACGGGCUGUGGCCACGCCGGCGGGUUCCUUUCUUAUUCGCGACUUUCAUGUUGUUGCGCGACUAGAGAUUCAGGAGGAAGAACAAGUUGAUAUGGUUACACGCUUGACCCCAGCUACAAUUGGAACCGGUUCCUUCUCGUCAACGUCUUGGUCUUUCGAGAUUUCAACAUGGACAAAGGCCGGUGGUUGGACUAUCCAUGCGUACGGCCGAAUUGAACCCGAUGAGGACAUGAAGACUGAAACCCCGACAUUGAAAACGGCCUUGCCUCUGGUCAACUCUACUUCGACGCUGAUUGAACACGAUAUCGCCCACGCAUAUGAGUAUGCUGGUGUGAGAGCAACACAAUACGGCCCAACGUUCCGGAAUUCUGUUAGAUUCUUCGAAGGAGACGGCUAUACGGUUCUGGAGCACAAGCUUCGUGACCUCGGCAACUUGCAGGGCAAUAUCGGCCCUUACGGCUCCCAUGUUACUGUUGAUCCGCCAACAUUGGAUGGCUUCCUUCAGGGAGGCGGUCCGCUCCAGCAGACAGAAGACGGGAAAAGGCCUGCACAAAUGCCCAAUUAUAUUAGCCGAUUCCGUAUCUCUAAUACUAUCCCGUCGACUUUGAAGCAGCGGUUCGACAUCGUCACGCGCUUACUGGAUUACGAUGUAAAAGGAGGUCGAAUGUCAAUCAGCGUGUCUGCCUUUUCGAGACAGGCAGAUGGUUCACUCAUCCCCGUGGCUGAAUGGGAGUCGGUGGCAUUCCGCUCCAUCGGAUCAGCCGAUGAAGACCCUGACCCAGCUGCCAGCAUUCCCGACAACUGGGUUUGGGAAAUGCUGCCCAGAAUCGAUCUCAUGGAUCCUGAUAAGGUGUCUAAGAAGUUUGAUGUCGGCAGCUUCGAUGAGAUCCAAAUCUCACACAUGCGUGAUUUGGAAAUUGCGGCCGCAUACUAUCUUUACCACGCGCUGCGAGAGACUGCUGGGGAUGACACUACAGAGCGUCCAUUCCAUCUAUCUCGUUUUGCGGCUUGGGCAGAGAGAUAUGUCGCCAAACACAACGUCAAGUUUGACACUGAACCAACGGCUCUCUUGCAAAAGGUACGAUCGCACGAUGCCCAAGGCGAGAUGCUCUGCGCAGUUGGUGAGGGGCUUGUACAGAUCCUACGGGGAGAAAUAGAGCCGCUCGAAAUUAUGCUCGCGGAUGGCCUGCUUACUCGCCACUACGAGGCAGACGUAGUAAACGAGCGUCUCAGCAAAGUCCUCGGUGAUGUUGUACUCAACUUUUCCAACUUGGAGCCCAAUCUUCGCAUUCUGGAAAUCGGUGCCGGAACAGCUGGUACCACGCUCCCAGUUCUCGAAGCCUUGUCGAAGAACGUUCCACAGGGCGCGUUCCUUGAAUACACCUUUACCGAUAUUUCCUCUGGCUUUUUUGAGAAUGCUCGGAACAAAUUGUCCAAGUGGUCUAAACACAUCACGUACAAAAAGCUCGACAUCAGCCAGGAUCCCCUGCCGCAGGGUUUCACCGCUGGAGAAUAUGACAUUGUCGUUGCUGCCAACGUUUUGCACGCGACUCAAAACAUGAAGACCACGAUGAACAACUUGCGACUUUUGCUGAAGCCUAAAGGCAAAGUCGUCGUAUUGGAAGGAAACCAUCACCCCGCUCUGGCCACGCCGUUUGUCCUCCUUCCCGGCUGGUGGUAUGCGGAAGACGAAUAUCGCGAUCUGCAAGAAGGGCCUAUGAUGCCUACAAAGGUUUGGAAUCGCCUCUUACAGGACACUGGGUUCUCUGGGAUCGAUGUCUGCAUUCAAGGUAGCAUUGGUUCCGGCGACGAGACCAUGAGCAUCAUGUGUUCUAGCAAAGUGGCACAUCGGGAAGACACCGGCUCUAUCACGGUUUGCGGUCCAUUGAUGGACGAUGACGAAGUCACUUUUGCCCAGACGGUGGUUGAUGCCAUUUCAGAACGUCUUGGGGUUCCAGUCGACUUGAAGCCUAUUGCUGAGAUCGAACCGUCAAGCAACUCCUACUACAUUGUUAUUGAUUCGCCCAGUGAUUCAUUCCUACGAGAUGUUUCCGCCGAAAAAUUUGAAGUACUCAAGGGACUACUUACACACAAUGCUGGACUCUUGUGGGUUAUCCCCCAGGCUGAUGUCCCAGAGUACAAAUUCAUCAAGGGCAUGCUGCGAACGCUGCGAAUUGAGUCAGACAGCAAGAGCCUGCUCUCGUUUGACGAUGUGCCAUAUACACAGCAAGGAGUUUCUGCUAUCCUCAAGCUCGUCAGGCCGUUGCUGGACCCGGAGAUGACACGCGCGCAGGACCAAGAUUUCGUGUGGCACGACGAGUCUAUUCACGUGCCGAGAAUGCGAAUGCUCAAAGAUGCCAAGGAAACGUUUGCUGUAGAGGAGGGCGUUUCUUUCCGCAAGGAACAGAAUAUAUGGGAGGGUGAUCGCUCCUUGGAGAUGACCAUUGAGGUUGCAGGCAGCCCCGAUUCGAUUUAUUUCCGCAGAACCAACGAUCUACAAAACCCUCUUGCUGAGAACGAGAUCGUCGUUGAAGUUGAAGCUGUUGGUGUGAGCCACCGCGAUCUUGAUCUCGUCCUGGGUGCCAUCUCCUGGGCUCCGCCAGGCUAUGAUGGAGCUGGCAGAGUCGUCAAGGUUGGUCCCGGCGUGGCAGAUUUACAGGAAGGCGAUAAGGUCAUGUUUUUGGCAUUGGAAGGAAGUGCCUUCUCGACGUACAAGAAGAUGCCGGCGUCGCAUGCUGCCAGAGUUCCGGGCUACCUGAGCAUCACAGACGCCGCAAGCAUGCCGCUCGCAUACUCUCUCGCAGUUCUGGCCCUCAUCAGCACCGCCCGUCUACGCAAGAAUGAAACCGUGCUCAUUCACUCUGCGGCUGGCGCGGUUGGCCAAGCUUGUGUUGUAGUUGCACAACAUCUCGGAGCUCGAGUUCUCGUCACGGCUGGUACGAGCGAGAAGAGAGAGUUCUUACAUAAAGAACUGGGAGUGCCCUCGGAGCUCAUUUUUUCGAGCCGCACGGCACACUUUCGAGACCAAAUUCUCUGUGCAACUGAAGGCAAAGGCGUUGAUGUUAUUGUCAAUUCCAUCGGCGGCGAGCUCCUGGCAGACACCUGGGCAUUGGCAGCACGAUUCGGUCGAUUCGUGGAAAUUGAUAAGAAAGCUGCCUUCCAUAACAACAACUUACCCAUGAGAACGUUUGAUAAGAACGUUUCUUUCACCAGCAUCGACCUUCGUGGAAUGUUCCAGUACAAGCCGGAAGAGGUGAAAGAAUUGUUCAGCCAGGUUGUGCAACUGCUGCGACAACAAAUCAUUGCCCCUAUCAAGCCAGUGACUGUUCUGCCGCUGUCCCAGUUUUCAUCUGCUCUACGCAAGAUCAGAUCCGGUGACAGCAUUGGUAAGAUUGUCGUCACCCUGGGGAAGGAGGAACAUGCCAUUGCCGAGAGUGCCUUGCGGCCGACACCAUUUGCACUCAAGGCAGACGCGAGCUAUCUCAUCACUGGUGGAACUCGUGGUAUCGGUCUCAACCUGGCCUAUUGGAUGAUCGAGAACGGAGCACGAAACAUCGUCUUGCUAGGCCGCAGCGGAGGCUCCAACCCGGAAGUCAAGAAGUUGUUGGAGAAAUACGAAGGUACCGAUGUUACUGUCCGGGCUCUAGCCUGUGAUGUUGGAUCUCGGGAGCAAGUUGUCAAUGUUGUCGACUCAAUCCAAGACCUUCCCCCAAUUCGUGGAGUUGUUCAUAGUGCCCUUCUCCUGAGCGACACAUUAUUUGAGAAUGCCAGCUACACGGACUGGGAGACUGUCAUGGGUCCUAGAGUUCAAGGAGCAUGGAACCUCGAUGAGUUGAUGCCAGACGACCUUGACUUUUUCAUUGCACUUGGAUCGUUCCUCGGUGACACUGGAAAUGGUGGACAGGCCAUUUACGCUGGCACAGCAGCAUUUUACGACGCUUUCGCGCAAUAUCGCAAUGCUCGCGGCAAACACACUGUGUCCAUUGCCCUCCCCGUGGUUCUGGACGUCGGUUACGUUGCUGACAGGAGUCUCAGCGACACCCUCCAAGAGACUCUGGGUGCUACACUGACAAUGGCCAACAUCCGAACCAUCUUCAAAGGCAUCAUCAGCAAGUCAUCCCUGUUCUACAACAACGGCAAGACGGCAGUUUUCAAGUUGUAUCUCGACGGUAACACGGUACAAGAUGGCCCUUGGGAAUACAUCCACCCUGUUCAUGCUAUUGAGCGACUCAAGGCAGACAAGAACAAGAGAGACGCGGCUGGUGGGGGUGGUGAUGUGUACUCGACUUCGUGGACAGCCGCCGAGAACCCACUGCAGGGUUUGACGGAUGCGCUUAUUGCCAAGGUCGCUGCAAUGGCUAUCAUGGAGCGCGAGGAGGUUGAUCCAGAUGCGCCUGUGGCGUCGUAUAAUUUGGACUCGCUUGUGUCGGUUGAGCUGCGAAACUGGAUUCGCAGGGAGACGGGAGUUGAGCUUCUGUUGAGUGCGAUUACACAGGCAGCGAGUUUGAGGGCGCUGGCGACGGAUAUUCUCGAGCAGAGGAAUGGUGCGACUGAGAAAGCAAGCUUUGCAAAAGUCAUCACAGGCAUCUGCUCAACCUCAGAACCAUCUCACAACACCAUCCCAAAACAUCACAGCAUCACCACUCACAACACCUCCAUCAAAAUGACGUCCCCCAAACUCAAAGGCUUCGAAGUCCUCCAAACCCCCUACAAAACCAUCAACAACCACCCCAUCCGCACCGACAUCCUCAUCCCACAAACCCUCCAACCCGGCAAACGACCCAUCAUUGUCCGCUUCCACGGCGGCGGCCUGAUCAUGGGCGACUCACUCUACAUGCCCUUUUUCCCCCACUGGCUGUCUGACCUCGCCCUCACAACCUCCGCCAUCACCAUCUCCCCCAACUACCGCCUCCUCCCUGAAGCUACCACACCCGAAAUCUUCAGCGACAUCUCCUCUUUCUGGGAAUACUUGCACUCCCCCACACUCACAGACCUCCUCUCGUCACAAUCACCGCCCGUGGAAAUCGAUCUCGCCCGUAUCCUCCUGGCAGGCGACUCGGCAGGCGGGCUCCUCAGCGUAAGCACGGCGCUGAACCGCCCUCAAGAUGUGAGCGCCGCCAUCGCCACGUACCCCUGGGUCGAUACCGUUGGUCCUGAAUUCGUAACACCACGAGAUAGAGCGCCCUUUGGAGAGAGUAUCCCCCAAUCAUUUUAUGAUGAGACCCUUGCCGCGACAAAGGGCAAGUCCGCAGAAACUUCGUUGACGUCUGAGGCGAGACUGCAGUUCAUGUUGGCAGCGAUUCAGUACGGCCAACUGGGGAGGUUAUAUGGGCAGGAGACGGGGGAUGCUACGCCUUCGGAGAGGAGGGUGUAUUUCCCGAUGGAGGCUUUGGAGGCAGAUAAUGUGAGCAUUCCAAAGGGCGGCAUUGUCAUCUUGCACGGGAAGGAUGAUAGUGUAGUGCCGGUGCAGACGGUGCGGCGGUUUGUGAAACGUGCGAGGGAGGUGCUCGGUGAUGGGGUGAGUCUGACGGAGAGGGAUGGUGAGCAUGGAUUUGACUCUGAGCUGAGGCUUGAUGAUGAGGGAUGGUUAAAAGAUGCGCUGAAAGGCGCAAUUGAUGCUUGGUUGUCAUGA
Messenger RNA from Pochonia chlamydosporia 170, 8886 nucleotides. RefSeq names its product polyketide synthase. NCBI's taxonomy places the organism in Eukaryota, Fungi, Ascomycota, Sordariomycetes, Hypocreales, Clavicipitaceae. The transcript has 11 exons. Gene Ontology annotation, biological process: secondary metabolite biosynthetic process; fatty acid biosynthetic process. Bases 1 to 8886 code for a protein of 2961 amino acids. The record is from RefSeq and is a predicted model, not a curated record. Gene Ontology annotation, molecular function: hydrolase activity; fatty acid synthase activity; phosphopantetheine binding.